AUGGCCCGCUCGGGCCGGGCGCUGUGCCUGGCGAACGUGCCGUCGGCGAUCGGCUUGGGCGAGAGCGGACCCGGCGUGUCGCGGGUGUUCGCGAGGUCGUUGACCGCUGGAUCGUCUAUUGGCGUCCACCGCUUGAGGCAUUUGUGGAGCCCACACGCUGUUGGCAGGGCGAUGGGUGGGAAUAAGCCUGCGUCGUUGUUCGCCAUCGCGCCCAUCCACAGUGCGCUGGCUCCAGCAGUGGAGGAGUCAGAUGAAGACGAGGCUGAAACAAGCAAAGAAGCAGAAGAGCCUGUUCUGCAGCGCUCCCUGCAAGAAGUGAUUCAGCAGCAAACAGCUUCACUACAACUGAAUGGACAGCCAGAGCAGCAAGUUAUCUCUGUGCAAGCAGAUGCGGUGGACGAGUCUCUAGCAAUCGAAAAUUUGCAUUUGUCACCAGUGACAGUGAAGGCACUGGAGAAAAAGGGGAUCGUGGCACUGUUCCCAAUUCAGAAGCAUGUUUUCGAUCCAGCCUCGCAAGGACGCGACCUGAUCUGCAGAGCCAAGACAGGUUCUGGGAAAACACUGGCCUUUGCCCUUCCCGUCAUUGAGAACAUUUUGAAGGAGCACAAGGAAAAUCGACCCAUCCGUGGGCGUGCACCUCGAGCCCUUGUGAUGGCUCCCACCAGGGAGCUUGCGAAUCAGGUUGCCCGGGAGUUUGCUUCCGUGGCACCUGACCUGUCUCUUGGCAGCUUUUACGGAGGAGUUUCGAUUGCUGGACAACGGAGGCUGCUGGCUGAUGGAGUGGAUGUGGCAGUGGGAACCCCUGGUCGCCUGAUGGACCUCAUCGAGCAGCGUGUACUUGACCUAUCAAUGGUCCGUUAUGCCAUUCUGGAUGAGUCAGACCAAAUGUUGGACAUGGGAUUCGAGGAGGACAUGGAAAAAAUUUUGCAGCAUGCACCACAGGAAAGACAAACAAUGCUGUUUUCUGCGACUAUGCCUGGAUGGGUGAAGAAGGUUUCCAAGAAAUACCUCAAGGAUCACGUGCUUGUUGAUCUUGUGGGAGACCAUGCGACAGGGAGAAUCGCUGAGUCCAUCAAGUCCCUGGGCAUCUUGAGUGAUCGACAAUACAAGCGUAACAUCUUAAUAGACCUGUUGGUUGUGCAUGGAGGGGGUGAAAGAACGAUAGUUUUCACCCAAACCAAGCGGGAAGCGGACUAUGUUGCAUCCUUUGUCGCAUCGACCAUUCCUUGUGAAGCCCUCCAUGGCGACAUUCCCCAGCAGCAGAGGGAGCUUGCACUGGAGAGAUUCCGCAAAGGGAAGUUCUCUGUGCUUGUGGCCACAGAUGUUGCAGCCAGAGGCCUUGAUAUCCCAAAUGUGGACCUUGUUGUUCACUACGACAUCCCUCAGGACAGUGAAGCUUUCUUGCACAGGAGUGGCCGAACAGGACGCGCUGGAAAGUCUGGUGUGACAAUCGUCAUGUUCACAAAAUCCGAAGGACGGAAUGUGCAGCGUGUGAUGAGGGAUACACAUACACAGUUGGGGCUCAUUGGGCCACCAGCCCCUCGUGAAGUCAUGCAAGCAUCAACCAAAUCUGUGCUGACACGCAUGGGUGCAGUGGAACCAGAAGUUGUGAAAUUUUUUGGUCCUGCUGCUGAGAAACUCCUAAGCUCUGGGGACGCUCAACAGGUCCUUGCUGCAGCUUUGGCGUCCAUGAGUGGGUUUGAUAGAGUGCCAAAGCCAAGGAGUUUGUUGACACAACAAGAGGGUUGGGUGACCUUGAGAAUGCUGGCCAAACAUGGAAGAAUCCAGUCAACAGGUUCUGUCAUGAAGAUUGUGGGAGAUCUAGUUGGUGAACAUGCCUUCGGCAAGGUUGGUCGGAUUGAGAUGAUUGUUGACCACGAAACCCACAAAGAGGGUGCCCUGGUGGAUCUUCCAGUGGACUUUGCCAUCGUCUUCCUUCAAACAGCUGCUCAAAACCCAGAAAGCAAAGCUUGUAAGGGGCUCGUGUUUGAUAGACCCAAGCACUUGCCCAUGUCAGCUUGCAUGUCCAGCUAUGAGGAUUCUUAUGGGAGAGGCGGCAGGAGGCAAGGCAGGAGCCGGGGUGGAAGAUCAGGCAGCUACUCAGACUGGAAUGGCUCUGGUGGCUUCCGAGGCAGGAGAGAUGACUCUUCACGAUAUGGAGACAGUGGAGGGUAUGUGGGAGGUCGCAGCCGGGGUGAAUCAUCCAGGUGGGGUGGCAGUUGGGACAGGGGCGAGUCUUCUGGCAGGGGAGGGAUGAGGAGUGGCAGGAGUGAUUCUUUCCAGUCAGGGAGUCGGAGAGAAGGAGGCUGGGAAGGUAGGAGUUCUGAUAGGAGUGGAUCCAGGCGUGAGGCAAGAGGAGGCUCAAGGAGGCAGUCCAGUGGCAUGUGGGAUUGA
Ostreobium quekettii is the source of this 2394-nucleotide messenger RNA. The record is from the annotation of a GenBank genome assembly. NCBI's taxonomy places the organism in Eukaryota, Viridiplantae, Chlorophyta, Ulvophyceae, Bryopsidales, Ostreobiaceae.